This is a messenger RNA of Dermacentor silvarum, 951 nucleotides long. Its product is annotated as ABC transporter ced-7. NCBI's taxonomy places the organism in Eukaryota, Metazoa, Arthropoda, Arachnida, Ixodida, Ixodidae. Gene Ontology annotation, biological process: transmembrane transport; lipid transport. The transcript is spliced from 5 exons. Bases 1 to 780 code for a protein of 259 amino acids. Gene Ontology annotation, cellular component: intracellular membrane-bounded organelle; membrane. Gene Ontology annotation, molecular function: ATP hydrolysis activity; ABC-type transporter activity; ATP binding. The record is from RefSeq and is a predicted model, not a curated record.
AUGGUCGAGAAGCUCGUAUCGGAGCCUAAGCCGCACGAGUACGCUCUCGUGGUGCGCCAGCUCACCAAGUCGUUCGGGCCAUGCCGUGGCGUCAACAACGUCAGCUUUGCGCUCAAGCGUCGCCAGUGCCUGGGAAUAAUCGGCGUGACCGGGUCUGGCAAGACGAAGCUGAUGCAGCUGCUGACCGCCACGUCCAAGUGCUCGUCGGGCUACGCCUACAUCGGCUCCUGGUCGCUGCUGCGCACGCCCACGGAGUACGCCUCCAACAUCGGCUACUGCCCCGAAGCGCUCGGCCUGCCCGAACACCUCACCGGCCGUGAGAUAAUCGAGCUCAUCUGCGUGCUGCGCGGCUACCGGCUGGAUGACACGGCGACGAUGGCCAAGAACCUUCUGCAAGUCAUGGAGCUCUCCAAGGUGGCCAACGUGAUCGCGAAGAAUUACACUCCCGGCGACAAGCGGAAGCUGAGCAUCGCGAUCGCCCUGGCGGGACUGCCGAGCGCAAUCCUGCUCGACGAGCCGAGCACGGGUGUCGACGUCGCAGCCCGGGCGCAAAUCCGGCGCAGCCUGAGCAUCAUCCGCGAGGCGGCCGACUGCGCCAUCCUGCUCACCUCCAACAAGUUCGUGCGGCCCCUAUACGAAGCUGUCGACGGGGAAGGACCUGGGCAAACUGUCUAUCAACACUGCGUCCGGAUACUCCAGCGGAAUGAGCCCUCCAAUGGCGACGACUACAAGAACGCAUGCGUCGAAAGGGUGGUGAUGGAGACGUUGCAUGUCAAUUGACAUCUUGUCAAGUUGUUUUUGGUUGCUCUGAGAAGUGGACAAUGGCGACAAUACGCUGACAGUGUUCGUGCUUCUUGUGUGUGUGUGUUUGUGCGAUGAAGUUUUCACCACCUGCAUGACAGCAUUCUAUGCUUCGUUCUUGUAUAACACCUUCUACAAUAAAGUUUCAUC